UAAUACUUCUAAAAAUCUUUCGACCUUGCAUAUGCUACUUGUUCUGAAUAACGCACGAAAGCAAGUUACACAUUUGCAUUUGGGAGACGUCUCGAAAUUUAUCACGGCUGAUAAAAACGGCAAACAAGUAAAUACAAAUCGUAUUGUUGAUGAACUGAGGCGGCGCCGCUUGUGAUUAUGUACACAAACACGAUAAAGAAUUACUAAAUAAUACAGUACGACACAAUGAUACAAAUGAACCAUUUUAAGUAACAGUUGCCGAUUAUUUAAAAUAUUAAAAAUACCUAUGUGUGACGCAAACUGCAAAUUACUGCAUUUUAAUGUGACGGUAUUUAACGCAAUUUUAAAUCAUAUUUUUAUUUUUUAUUCCUAUUUAUUGAAUACAUGUAACUUUUUAUUAAAAUUUAGAAUGGAAAUUUAUUAAAAGAAAAGAAUUUGAUUAAAUUAUAUCAGGAUGUAUAUUAGUAUAAUCUACCAAGUUGUACAUUUAUUUGUCUUUGUGAUUGUAUCUGACAAUGGAAAUAAAAAACAAGUCAAUUAACGCUUAAAUGGAUCGAGAGAAACGUUCGUUCGUUAAAUACGAGGUCAAGCACAAUCGUGUAUGCGCGUGUGUUUUAUGUCUCUUUGAAUUAUCUCCUUUAUUGAAUAUAUCAUGUGUCGAAUGCGUUUCGAUCAUUCGCAGUCUGAGGGGAAAAUUGACGAGAAGAAUUUACAUCGCCGCGGACAAGAAGAAGCGUGUAAAGUACAACAGUGCCAUCCGACAAUCGUGUUCGUAAAUAAUACUUGCGCCCGAAAGAUUAAGAUAGAAUAGAAAGGAUUCCGAGCGCUAGUUUUAUUGCUAACGCCCUAAAGUGAUACAGCAGUAUUAUCGUGAGGAACAGUAACAAGAGAGAUUACCAGCUCCAAGUCGCUAUAAAUAAUAUAGUGUUCAUCUACGGACGAUGCGACAGCGACGGCACAAUGGGAAUUUCCAAGAACAAGUCAAUCAGUGCGGAAAAUCUGGUACGUAAUGUUCAAAAGAGAAAAUUAAAUUUUUAUGUAAAAAGAGAACUACUUAUAUUCCUCUUUCCCUUAAAAAAAAAAAUAUAUAUUUCUCAGAUAACGUGAUUAUGUAGAUACCCGCACCUCGAGAAAUUAGAGGAAUACAAGUAUUCAUAUGUUUCCUACAGACAGCGGUGAAUGUGGCCUUCUGCUUUUAAGCCGUAUUUAUCGAUUACGUGUUUUAUAUCAUUAUGCAAGCUGAGAAUUAUACGGCUGCGUACAGCCCUAAAUCUGGCUCAAGUACAUACAUAGAUUUAGAUUCUCUCUACGUGCAAUAGAGCGAUCAAACAUGCGGAAUGUUUGCGAUCGUCGUUUGCAUUAUUUCAACAUCAACAGUACAACUAUCAAAUUGAUCGUUUGCUCUUCUAGAACCUGAUAUCGGAGAACGAAAUUUAGUUCAAGUAUACGCAAACUGUACGAAUUUAACAUAACAAGUUCACGCACGCGUGUCAUGAGUUAAAAAUUCAUAGCAUGUAUCAAAUCUGUGAAAUUUUAUCUCUGAUUUUUGCCUUGAUUUUUGUUUGAUUGAUGUCCUUUCUAUUCAUAAAUAUAUAUAUAUAUAAAAAGAAAUUAAAUUUGUUUUAAAUUCAACGUAACUGUUUGUAUUUGCGUUACAAUCAAUAGCGCCUCGUAUUAUCAAAUCAUAUUUUUCUGUUUCAGCUGAGAUCCAACUUGACAAGCGGAGAAGGUACGUUUUGCUUAAUACGUUUCACCAUGACAUAGAUAUUAAGAAUAUUUACUCGUUGAUUAAUUGCCGUAAUAUAUCUCGAGAAUAAUGCACGUAAAAAAAACAAAAAGUUUUUUUUUUAUUAGGUGCUUAUAAACGCUCUCAUUUUUCGAUUUAUUAUACAUAAAUUUUUUACACCAAUGUUUGAAUAUGGUUAAAGCUCAGAAAAAUUUAAUAGUUUAAAUUAUUUGUUACAUAAUAUAUUCCUCUUUAUCAUCACCAACAUCAUCAACAGUUUAAUGCAUGUGAUACAAUUUGAAAAAUACAAGAAUAUUGACAUCUCCAAAAAUCGAAUGACGAGAUAUAGAAAAAGUAUUCGGUACGUAGAUAUUAUUAUUAUACAUAUCAAUAUUUAAGAAAGCCGAUAAUGGAGGAUGAUUACAAACUAAAGAGGCAGCUAAAUAUUACUGGAUGUUCUUUCGAAAGCACAUGAAAAAUUAGUGGGGAGAAGAGAAUAAUCGUCUACAUAAUUAUUUUGAGUAUCCGACGACAAUACUAUACGUUGAUUCGAGUUGUAAAAAAGAAUUAGGUAGGAGUAGCCACGCAAUAUGAACAGGAAAGAGAAGAUUAUGUCAAAUGAUUUCAAGUACACAAUUUACCUUCAAAUAAUAAAAAAAAAAUUCAAGAAUAAUCAGCCAUUAUAUAUAUAUAUAUAUAUAUAUAUAUACACACUCUAGAAAAGACACCAUCAGAAACGUGCUCCGAUAUAGUGUAUUCAAUAUAUCAUGUGCACCUUGAAAUGCUGCGUCCCGAUUUCGUGGCGAUCACUUGCGCGUCUCUCUCUCUCGUCGCAUAUCGGUGCGUUUGCCCUCGUGAUUUCCCAAGAUCAAGAGAAAUCUGACCGAAGUACUGUUCCUCACAGAAACGCCUCCGUUACUGAUUAGAGCCAAUAAACUCAACGGUAAACUCGAGCUGACGCGAUCGGAUGAAUUCCCUCGAGAUUACGCAGGAGUAGAAUUUUGGUGGGCGACGAGACCGGCAGUGCCUAUCGACUAAGAUCGACUCGUUAGUGCGUAAUCAGAAACAGAAACGAGCCGGUAAACCGCGAUUUACACGAAAACAAAUUUCUUUUCGGGCAACAAUAGAGAAUUUCUAUUAUCGAUACGCACUUUUUCUUAUUUUCUUUUCUUACUCCGAUUUAUUGCGCAACGAUACUUUUGGUUCUGACACUUUCUCUUCAGAAUCGGAUAAGAAGAACGUUCGUUAUUAUUGUCAAACUAUAUAGAAGAGCACUGGAGCGACGAUAUGUCGACUACUCCAGAAUUGACAGUCAGACGGCCGGUCUAUCAGCAGGACGAGCUUAAUCACUUGUGUAAAUAUGUGAAGCCCAAGAGAAUCUUUAGCAAUGAAAUGUCAAGACGAUGCAAAAGUAUCAAGCCAAUUACGUUUUUAAAGAAAUCUAUACCUCUAAUCGACUGGCUUUCUUCAUACGAUUGGAAAAACAAUAUUUUGGGAGAUAUUGUUGCCGGAAUUACUGUUGCUGUAAUGCAUAUUCCACAAGGUAUGGCGUAUGCGAUUUUGGGCAACGUUCCGCCGAUUGUUGGUAUAUAUAUGGCUUUUUUCCCGGUCCUGGUAUAUUUUUUUCUUGGCACAUCCAGACACAACUCUAUGGGUACAUUCGCGCUCGUCUGCAUGAUGACUGGAAAAGUCGUUACCACAUACAGUACCAGUGCAAUUUCGGUAAAUAGCACGUCAGUGGGAAACGGUACCUUAAUUUCCGACGUAAGCCAUCAAUAUUCGCCAGUGGAGGUUGCAACCACUGUCACAUUCAUGGUUGCCAUUAUACAGUUAGGGAUGUACGUGCUGCGUUUGGGCAUAAUCUCGUCUCUCCUCGCGGACAGCCUCGUAAGUGGUUUCACGACUGCAGCGGCGAUUCACGUGUUUACAUCGCAAAUAAGGGAUCUCUUCGGGCUGAGCAACCUGCCACGACGCAGGGGUGCGUUCAAGCUUAUUCUCACUUAUGUAGAUAUUUUCAACAGUUUGAACGAUGUCAAUAUAACCGCCAUAAUAUUAUCUUGCAUCACUAUUUUAGCACUUAUCUUCAACAACGAAGUUCUUAAGCCAAGAGUCUCAAAAUUAUGUCCCUUCCCGAUUCCUAUAGAAAUGCUUGCGGUAGUAAUCGGUACUCUGGUAUCGAUGCAAAUGAAUCUGGCGGAUACUUAUAGCGUGAUAACUGUCGGCGCUAUACCGGUGGGAUUACCAGUCCCAUCAAUGCCACCGUUAUCGCUUAUACCUCACAUCUUAGUGGAUAGUUUCGUGAUUACCAUGGUCGCUUACACAAUAUCGAUGUCUAUGGCGUUGAUUUUCGCGCAAAAAAUGGGUUAUGAGAUUGAUUCUAAUCAAGAAUUAGUAGCGCAGGGACUAGGUAAUCUUGUAGGCUCCUUUUUUUCCUGCAUGCCUAUCUCGGCUUCAUUAUCCAGAACGUUAAUUCAGCAAACUGUGGGCGGACACACACAAUUAGCAAGCUUGAUAUCAUGCACAAUCCUGGUCAGCGUAUUGCUAUGGAUCGGUCCAUUCUUUCAACCUUUGCCACGCUGUGUUCUAGCGAGCAUAAUCGUGGUGGCAUUGAAAGGAAUGCUGACAAAGGUCACUGAAUUCAUGAGAUUCUGGAGAUUGGACAAGACGGAUGCAGGAAUUUGGGCUGUCACCUUUGCCAUCGUAAUUCUUUUUGACGUAGAGUACGGUUUAUUGGUCGGCAUACUUCUUUGCAUCGCGCGAUUACUCGUCCUCGCGGUGCGCCCUUAUACGUGUAAGCUUGCUCUAGCGCCCGGUACUGAGCUCUAUCUGGAUGCCAGGAGAUAUAAAGGAACCGUAGAAAUUCCCGGUAUAAAAAUCUUCCAUUAUUCCGGCAGCCUGAACUUUGCAUCCAGGCAAUAUUUUCGCGAGGAAGUAUAUAAGAUUGCGGAACUAGUGCCUCGAAAAGAACUAAACAGACGUCUAAAAGUCUCGUGUUGCGGCACCGCGGCAGAGGAAAUUAAAAAGCUACGGAUUCUCAUAUUGGACUUUACCGCGUUGUCGCAUGUCGAUCUGGCAGGUGUGAAUGCGAUGCGAAACAUCGCCGAUGAAUAUUGUGACAUAGGAGUGUCUGUUUAUAUAACGGGUUGUUCCGGUCCAGUUUAUGAAACGAUGAGAAAAUGCAGCCUGGCCGAGCACAACAAGAAUCAUUUUUUCGCCAUGUUUCCCACCGUAGCCGAUGCGGUGCAUUUCGCACGUUCUCACAGCGAGAUACCUGCGUGGAACACUCAGAUACAGGAUGAGAAUUGUAUUAGCAGACUAUGAGACUCGCAUAACAUUUGUAUACGAUAACGAAAAGAACGAUCGUUUCUCUUUAUUUAUUGUCACGAAUAUUUAAGUAGUUAUUAUCACAAAAAUUGAAGCAACUCAUGUAACUUAUUUAAUGUAGAUGUUAAUAUAAGUAUUCGACUGUAGUGUUGACUAUUCAAUUAUGCGCGGACACUUUUAUAUACUUUCGAUCUUAACUAAUACUAAGUUUCUCGAAAAAAAUAUCGUGAAUGCUUAAAUGUGUGACAGCAAAUUAUUCAUAUGAUACAGUAGGUGAAAUAUAGAUACAAAUUAAACUUGAAACGCGUAGAAUAAUAAAAUUAGAUAAAUAAAAAUUAUUGAUUAAUAAUA
Messenger RNA from Cataglyphis hispanica, 5401 nucleotides. RefSeq names its product sulfate transporter-like. The record is from RefSeq and is a predicted model, not a curated record. The transcript is spliced from 14 exons. Lineage: Eukaryota; Metazoa; Arthropoda; Insecta; Hymenoptera; Formicidae. Gene Ontology annotation, molecular function: bicarbonate transmembrane transporter activity; oxalate transmembrane transporter activity; chloride transmembrane transporter activity. Bases 3014 to 5047 code for a protein of 677 amino acids. Gene Ontology annotation, cellular component: membrane. Gene Ontology annotation, biological process: transmembrane transport.